GUGUCGCUGCUUUAGUCGGAAAAGAUGGGGAGGAGCGAACAAGACACCGCCUCGAUCUGCCCGAGAGGGAAAGGUCGGCCCUGGUCUGGUGCAAAAGUUGAUUAUGGCUAUUUCCAGCCUUGUCUGGCAUUGUCCAUUUCAAUACAUUUGGACCGUACCCAGGUUGGCUAUCAGAUGCCAGAGAAAAACCUUGAGUGUGUGGACUAGGGCUGUCGCUCAAUCUAGAAUCAAGAAGAAAGCCGCAGAACCAUCGAAGAACCUUGUGCCCAUGCCAUCUCUCCAAUGUAGCCUCAGCAACAUAGCCAAGAGAAGUCUGCACACCAGCCAGCUUCACCUCCAGGAAGUGAUGCUCACCGGAGAACGGUAUGGGGUAGAGAGGCUGCCCUUUGCCCAUAUUUCUGACUCUGAUUUAAUUUUCUUUGAGCACCUUUUGCCUGGGAGGGUCAUCACUGAUGCAGAGGAGCUCAAGCCUUUCAAUGUGGACUGGCUGAAGUCUGUCAGAGGCUGCAGUACAGUACUGCUAAAGCCACGGACAACAGUGGAAGUAUCUCAGAUUCUCAAAUACUGCAAUGAGAAGAACUUGGCUGUGAAUCCUCAGGGGGGCAAUACUGGCCUCGUUGGUGGCAGUGUUCCUGUCUUUGAUGAGAUCAUUCUUUCUACAGCACUUAUGAACCAGAUCAUCAGUUUUGACAAUGUUUCUGGAAUCCUGAUUUGCCAGGCUGGCUGCAUUUUAGAAAACCUCAACCAAUAUUUGGAGCCAAUAGAUUUUGUCAUGCCUCUUGACCUUGGAGCCAAGGGCAGUUGCCACAUUGGAGGAAAUGUAGCUACAAAUGCAGGGGGCUUGCGCCUCCUGAGGUAUGGGUCUCUUCGAGGGACAGUUCUUGGAUUAGAAGUGGUGCUGGCGGAUGGCUCUGUCCUGAACUGUUUGGCAUCUCUGCGGAAAGACAAUACUGGCUAUGACUUGAAGCAGCUUUUCAUUGGCUCAGAGGGGACUCUGGGGAUUGUCACGGCUGUGUCCAUCCUUUGUCCACGGAAACCAAAUGCUGUGAAUCUGGCAUUUCUUGGUUGCCCAAGUUUCUCUCAGGUCCUGAGAACCUUCACAAUCUGCAAGGGUAUGCUGGGAGAGAUUCUGUCUGCCUAUGAGUUCAUGGACAAUGAAUGCAUGAAGUUGGUAGAGAGACAUCUGAAACUGACCAAUCCAGUAGCAGAAAGCCCUUUUUAUGUCUUAAUUGAGACUUCAGGCUCCAAUUCUACUCAUGAUGAGGAAAAACUUAGCCACUUCCUGGAACAUGUAAUGGGCUCAGAUUUGUUGGUAGAUGGAACUCUGGCCUCAGAAGAUAAAAAGAUAAAGGCAUUAUGGGCUUUACGGGAACGGAUCACAGAAGCCCUGACAUGUGAUGGAGUUGUUUAUAAAUAUGACAUUUCACUUCCUGUGGAAAAACUCUAUGAUCUUGUGACUGACAUGAGAGUACGACUGAGUACAGCUGCUAAGAAUGUGGUUGGCUAUGGUCAUCUAGGAGAUGGAAACUUGCACCUGAAUGUCACAGCAGAGUCCUAUAGUCAUUCUCUACUGGAUGCCAUUGAGCCAUAUGUGUAUGAGUGGAUUUCACAAUAUCAUGGAAGCAUCAGUGCAGAGCAUGGCCUUGGUUUCAAGAAAAAGCAGUAUAUCCACUAUAGUAAGCCAAAAGAGGCAGUCCUUCUCAUGCAGCAGUUCAAGGUUAUGUUAGAUCCUAAAGGAAUUUUAAAUCCUUAUAAGACAAUACCGUCAAAGGCUGUAUGAUAAUACUUCUGAAGGAGAUAAUCUGUUUCUUGAAGUAUGGUAUAUCAGGUCUUUUUAUCUAGCUAUAUAAAUAUAUUCUGAAGCCAGAUCUGGAAACUGACUGACAUUGGCUAUUUUUCUAGAGAAGGAAUGAUAAAAUAAUUGAACUGGAUACACUUUCCAGUAUUAUCUACCGCAGCUUUAUUCUCCGAUCUGAAUGAAAACAUUUGCAGCUUUAGGAACACUAUUUUUUAGGGAACUUACAGUAUCUCCAAGAUUCACCUCUCUUCUUGUCCUCAAGGUUUGUUCUUGAAAACAAAUCAGAGUAGGGAACUGUAACCUUCAGUUGCACCACAACUCUAACCUGCCUCAACUGUGAUACAGGGAGGUCAGGGAUAAUGUAGUCCAAUAGCAUUCGGAAGGUCUGAGUCAUCCACCCCUAAAGUGUAACGUGGUUUCUUACGGCAUAAAUGCUAUACAAAUUAAAUAAAAUUUAGCUAUUGUCCACAGUGUUUGGUAACUGCACUUUGUAAGAUGAUCCAGUAUGAAUGCUCAUUUGCAGGAGGACAUCAGGAACAUCUAUGUGAUAACUUCUUCCUUGUGUUGGAAUAGUUUGAUUCAGUACGCAAAGCUUCAGGCAGUUUUUAUAAGGACUCUGUAAAUAAGGCAAUAGCUAACAGGAAAAACCCAGUGCCUGGUUAGUAGAAUACAUUAAGCAUAGGCAUAGAACCCAGGAGUUUAUGUUAAUGGAACUAGUGUAUGUGUUAAACAAUAAAUAAAACCCUGCAAAGAUGAAACAUA
Candoia aspera is the source of this 2560-nucleotide messenger RNA. It is a transcript of the gene D2HGDH, whose product is annotated as D-2-hydroxyglutarate dehydrogenase. Gene Ontology annotation, cellular component: mitochondrion. Gene Ontology annotation, molecular function: catalytic activity; FAD binding. The coding region runs from base 104 to 1780 and encodes 558 amino acids. The transcript has 10 exons. NCBI's taxonomy places the organism in Eukaryota, Metazoa, Chordata, Lepidosauria, Squamata, Candoiidae. The record is from RefSeq and is a predicted model, not a curated record.